AUGACAUUCUCAGGAAAGGAUGGUCUGGCAGCAACAUCCGGAGAUGUCCUCAAGGAGCGAGGGAAAACAUCAAGCUUCGGUGAAUCUCAAAAUCAGAAGCGAACCAAUUAUUUCAACAUCCCACUGAAAACGGAGAAAGCGUCUUCUUUCUCGAAGAGGAGCUUUAAGUCGGUAAAGAAUGCCUUUAAGAAAACUGGGCGGAGUAGUAGUCUACGAGCAACAUUUGGCGAUUCCCGAGACCCAAAUUACGAACACCUGGUCCAGAAUCUCCGUGAAUUACUCCUAUCAGAGGGUAAAAUACCCGAGAAAUAUGAUGAUUAUCAUACCCUUUUUCGGUAAAGUCCAAACUCAUAUUUUCUUGGAUGCAGUGGCUCAGAAGUUUCUGAAAUGCGUAGUAUUUUAAUCAUUUACAAGGAAUAUGCUUCUAUGAAGUAUCGUAAGGCACAGCUGAAUACAUCAUUUAUUUCAUUACCUAAAUAUACCAUAUUUAGAGGUUUUUUUGAAAUAUAAGACCAUUUAUGUCUCGUAUUAUCUGACAAAGUACCAAUUCCCUUACAGCUUCCUCAAAGCGAGAGGUUAUGACCUUAUAAAAGCGAAGGAUAUGUAUCUAAAGAUGUUGACGUGGCGUGAAGAUUGUGGUGUCGAUGUGAUUGGAAAAGUAAGAUUGCACCAAAAAAUAACUGUUGCGCCCUUACGGAUUUAUUGAUAUUUUUAUUCAUAUCUAUAUUUGGGGUUUUAUAUGCUUUGAUAAACAAAAUUAUGAGCUCUUCAACGAGUCAUAGAUAUAUCAGUUUAUGAAUUGCAUGUUAAAUUAUCUUAGUCUAGCAUUCAACCUUACUGGAUUCUUAGAUCGCUCAGUUCUGUCAUUCCUGCAUACGAUAUUGACUUUUUCCAAGCAUCAGCCAUCAAACAUACUUGAGUAUCAUAUAUAUAAGAAGAUAAAUUUUAGAUGCCAUCUAUAAUCGCAGGGGGAUAUGAUUAGAAGCAUAAGAAUGCUGCAUGAAAGUUUCUCAGUCAAUGAAAAUGACUUUCCUCCUCUUAAAAUAAUAAUUUCCCUUACUAGUGAAAGACCACAAAUUCAUUAAUACUACGAACUCUAUAUCAUCAUCAUGUGAUGCAUAUAUAUUCAUCUAUCAGACACUAAUCCCUAUGUUUUCCAUCAAAAUUCGUCGGCAUCAUUAUGCAAUUAAAUUUAAAAAAUGCUGAAAUUUCCAACGAGCCUCUGGUGACCAUUCUUUUAUGGUAGGAUGGCUUCGGACCAUUUUUUCGAGGAUUAUGGAACAGCAGCGAUUCUUCACUGCCAUCUGAUCCUUCCUGACAUAUCUUACAAGUUAGAUCUUUAAUCAGACCAAAUGCUGUAAGCUUUAAAGUUAGAUGUUAUUCACACGAGUCGGCCCAAGAUGAAAAACCCUGAUAUCUUCUGACACGUAAUUUAUUAAUAUCCCUUUCUGCCAUUAAUGUUGCUUUUGCAUUAUGCCAGAAUUGAAAUUUCAGACCUUCAAUUAUUCUUUACAUUUAUAUUAAAAAAAUUGGCAUCUUGUAUUUCCCUGCAUGAUGAUAAAAUUCAUCUAGUCUUGAAUCAUAAGGGUGCUUAAUUCCUUAUCACAUUGUUAUUCGUUUUCAAAAUUUUCCCAAUACAACAUUUUUCUACACAUAAUUUCUCUGUUAAAUAUCACUUAAUGCUUCACUAUUUUUCUCGUAUUUUUUUAACGUGUAGUGUAUAAUUGUAUAGAAUAUCCGAAACACUGUCUUGUUAUGUAUCUACGAAAUAUUAUAAAAUUAUAGCUUAUUCUUUCAUAGAAUUCAUCCCAUGCAAUAAAUCAUCCCCGUUUUAAUAAUGUCUUGACUAUAUUUUUUUGGUGAUGUUAUUCAGGAUUUCAAGUACGAAGAAUAUGAUGAGGUUAAAAAGUGCUAUCCACAUGGGUUUCAUGGAGUUGAUAAAUAUGGCAGACCACUCUACAUUGAAAGAAUAGGGCUUGUGGACCUUAGUGCAUUGUUAAAAGUGACUACAAUUGAUCGCUACCUGAAAUAUCACAUCUCAGAGCAAGAGAAGACAUUAAACUUGAGAUAUCCAUCAUGCUCUAUUGCAACCAGGAGGCAUAUAGCUUCCACAAUGACUAUUGUUGAUGUCAAAGGAGUGGUGAGCAGUAGAUAACUUGUUUAUUUGGAUGAUAUCUUUAUGGCGGUCAAAUUUAUACCUUGCAUUGGAUCUCUGAGAAAGAUCAACAUCACGUUCUAAAGUUAUAAUUUUUGGGAAAUUCCUUAUAUCAUUGCUAUGAAAUAUGGAUACAUAGUUUAGCUAUGUUGAGAGUUUUGAUUUGGCCUUGAUGAGGUAACUCUACAAUAAAUAGCGACAGUUUCAAGUGAAAUAAUGAAAAAAGCUCAUUUCUAAUUGAAAAAAAUAAUAUUGUGAUCGUGUAACCUCCAAGAGGUGUCGACUUUUUCUUUCUACCAAUCUGUUUUGCUGAGGAGUAUAAACACAUGUAUAAUACCCUUAUUCUGAAGAAAAGAAUUCAGAUUAUUGCUAAAGUAUUUUUUAGCAUUAUCUAACCUGAAUUUCUUUAUAGGAUUAUCGAAUUGGGUUUUGAUCAUUGCAUAGAAACGUUUCAACACAAUUGAAACUUCUGAUUUUUGCUUAAGAAGAAAAACCCACAUACAACGAGUGCAGUCAUCCACAAGGGUAACAAUAUAUUUAUUACCCAGUAGAUCUACAUUAGGACAUGGACUAUGGAUGCAAAAGAAAGGGAUGUCACUCCUUUCAUUUUUAAUUGGAAAAGAAACAUGAGUAUGUUUGGACAGUUCACAUAUGUCACACUUAAAGGUUUUUAUAGACACCUUUCGAAACAAGGAUAAAAACUCUUCAUAGUGGCAAAGGAAGGAUGGCCUAAUCUUUGAUGAAGGAGCUGAAUGUGAUUCAGAUCCUUAUGACAUUUUAGAGAUGGAUCCAUUUCCACAAAGACAAAUUUGGCUAGAUCCCUCCAAGAUGUAAAGUUUUCUUCGUUUUCUAAUAACUUCAAUUCUCUACUUCUAGACCUUAUCAAGGAUAACAUAAAUGUCUUCAUCAACAAAGGCACAAUAAGGUGUGUUUUUAACCAGGCUUUUACAGAAAUAAGGUUGGUGAAAAGCUUGGGAACAUGGAGAACUUUGGUGAGGAUUCUUAAAAGUUUAAGAGUCAAGUCUCCAAUACUAGCGACCAUAAGAAGUGUACCAUUAGUAAUAGACACUUUUCAAUCACUAAAAUAUGGAGUGUAGGUAAUAAAAUGAUAUGACAAAUUAUCAUAUGAUUUGUUGCUCCUGAAUCUAUUACCCUACAUUUAGUAUAUCUUGGGAUAGAGCUCAAACACCAAGAGUAGAGUGGAACUCACCAAUUUGAUGAUUUGUUGAUGCUUGUGAAUGUUGUGUUAUCAUUGCCUUCAAUUGCUCAAAUUCAAGAUGAAGUUUCUUUACUUCGUUUGAUGGAGUUGAAUCAAUAUUUUUUAGAUUUGUUUGUUCAAAGUUUUGAUUGGAUGAAGAAUUAAUUACCAUGUGAGCUUGAUUCACUUGAUUCUCAUAAUUCUGUGGUUUACCAUGGAGUUUAUAACAUUGCUCCCUCGUAUGACGGGGCUUCUUGUAAUAAGUGCACAAAAGAUUAUCUCUAUAAUUAUUUUUUUGAUUCUUUCCUUGCACAGAUGAUGAUUGAUGAUUCAGAUAUUCUAUUGAUUUAAUAGUAUGUCUUGGUUUAGUGAAAAAUAUUGUAUUACCUGACUCUUGAGUAGACAAUAUUAAUUUUUGACUAUUCUCUUCAUUCUGUACAAUUGAUAUCACCUCAUUCAGAUCUGGUCUCCUUUCGUGUCCCAAAAUUUGUUGUCUGAUAUAAUCAAAAAUAAGACUUAAACUAGACAAAAAUUUAAAGACCCACCUUUGUUCUAUGAAAUUUCAUAAUGUAGAAAUUUCUUUGGGUUCUGUAGUACCAAGAUCAAGAUAAUAAUCAAGCUCUUGUCAUAGAUUUUUAAGUUCUCUUGUGUACUCCAUCAUUGAUUUCAAACCUUGAGUAAGUGAUUGAGAUUUUAUCUUGCUUUCAUAUACGUGUGACUCAUUGUUUUUCAUUGAAUAUUUCAUGUGUACUGUUCCUCACAAAUCCUUUGUAGUUUUCAUAAAGAAAAAAUCAAUCUCUAUUGAUAUGAGGAAUUAUUGUUCCCCAAAUCCAUGUCUUUAUUUAAACAUCCUCCUCUCACUACUUUCUAAAUUGCCUUGACAUUAGAUUUGGUGUAGUUUCCUCUAGAUGAUGUAGCAUCCCUCUAGUAGUAAGAACUUAAUAUAUUCUGACCAUUGAAUGAAAUUAUAUCCAAUCAACUUAAAUUUUGUAGGUAUGGUAGAGAGUUCAAUCAUUAAUCAUGAUGAUACAUGAUUGACUUUCAUAAUGGUGGUAGAGACAUCAUUUACUAAGGUCUCUCGUCCUUCAGACAAAUCGAAAUAUGAACAACUGCUUUCUAAGUAGAAAAGAAAAUGUAAUUAUUGUACGUCUUCAAAAGAAAAUCAAGAAAUGUCUUGAGAAGGGUUCAAUAAACUAUAUUGAUCUUCUAAGUUCUCAAGAAGAGGCUCACAUAAACAACAUAGAUCUUUUAUACAUAAAGAGAUAAUAAGAAAAGAGCAAUCACACCUGGAUUUGCUUUGAUACCAUGUUGAAUUUUCUCUAGUUCAUUUGUUUUUGAAGAAUGACAAAUCUUCUACUAUAAGAAAAAAAGAGCUUCUAUUCACCACAUAUGACGAAAAAUAAUUCAAGAAGUCUUUUUACUUUGACACAGGGGUUUGUUAUUUAUAACAAAUCCAUGGGAGAAGGUUAUAGACAUAGAGCCUUACAUCUCGAGACAUGCAAGUGAUGUUCAUAUGCUUCUUUAAGUGAAGCACAUGAUACACCUCACCCAACUGCUAAUACAAUAUUUACAUUAUAUUUUAAUAUUUUCAUUAGUCAUAAGAGUUAAACCAAAUUUAUUUCCUAAAAGUCAAUCCACAUCACUAUAGUUUGUAUAUCUUUAGUAAUUUGGUUAGAUUCCCUUUUAUUUCUUGUAAAAUCUACAUUAGUAUACUUCAAUUAAUGAUAGUAUUUUAUUCAUUUAUUGAAUCAAACUUUUUUUAGGUUCAAGCAACUUAAAGUCAUUCUUUAAACACAUUCUAGUAAGUCAUCCACAAAAAUUUCUAUUUAUUUCUGUCCACUUGUAAUCUUUGUUUAUUCCAAAACCUUGACAACUUCUCUAAUCUAUGAUUUAUGAAGUUAGUAAUCCAUGAUUCCUUGGUAACAUUUUUAAGUAGCACAGAUUGACUCUAGAAGUCAUUGAUUUUUUUUAAUUUAAAUUCGUCAUUUUUAUCUUCAAUGUUAGGAUCUAUGACUUUAAUACCUCGAUACCCAUUGAGGUAUCAUAAUAGUUUUAGAACAAUUUUUCUCAUUUAAUAAAUUUUUAUCACUGCUAUUCUUUCAUUCAUGAUCUUGUAUGUUGUUAUCAUUGGAUGUGAUGGAGAACUACAUUGGACAUAACCAAACUUUGUAUAUUUCUAAGACAUUUUCAAAUUGAAUGAUGUGAUUCUAAUUAAAAAUUUCUCAAUAUUUCUCUCCCUACUUUCCCAAUUAUCGAUGUUACCCUCCUCAUCUCAACUGCCUUUAUUGUUUCUCAAUUUCACUUAACCACAUUUUCCCUCAGAGUUGUUACAUGGAGGCAACUCUCAAAAUUUUAGAAGCACCUUCUUUCAAAUGGAAUGUCAAAAGUUAUCUUCAACUCAAUUUUUAAUUUUCUUGUCAAAGACUUCCCCAAUAGUUCUCGUACGUCACAUGACUGAGGCAAUGUAUUGAAAGCGCUCUACUAUUGGGACUGUAUCAACUAAUUGUAAUUCUCAAUUGAUUCUCUAAAUUCUUUGUAGUCAAUUUGAAAAUUGUGAAUUCAUUUUUCCCACAAAUGAACUUCAAUAAUUUUCUCUAAUUUAUUUAUCUAAAUUCAUUAACUCUUUUUCAACCUUCUUCUUGUACACCUGACAAGGAUGAUGCUAUCUAUAAAGAUUGUGAAAAAAGGAUAUGGUUCGUUAAUCAUAGAAUUUAUGAGUAAAUCAAAAUUAACAAUAGUUAUUGCCGACCUUUGAUAGAGAUCACUUGUUACAAUAAUUUACUUAUUGGAUAGUACAGUUCUUACCCUUAUGAAUGCUUUUUCAUACAUACACAUCAAAGUUUCACAUCUUAGUGUUUACCUCCUACCUAAUAUAUCUUCAAUAAUCAAGGGUAUUUCCUUUUUAAUAUUCUUAAAGUUUAUGCAUUAUUUUUGUCAUGCAAAGAGUCUUUUCCUUGUACCACAUCAAUCCGUCAUCAUUUGAACUAGUCUUCCUCUUAGUGACAUAGGAUUCCUCUCAAUGCAUCAACAGCCUUGCCCAUAAUUUUUUAUUGUACUAUGGAAGCUUAGAAUAUAAUUAAAGUUAUCUUGGAGACCUUGCAUGUCUUUAUAAGUGAGAGUUACUCUGAUCAUGCUUAUGCUACUUUGGCAUUCGUUAGGAUUACAAUCACACAACUGCAUUUUUAAAAGAACUCCAAUGUAUAAUUAUUUUGAUGAAUGAUAUUGUUCUUAUAAAGAGUACAAAAUAGCAUUAACAUGAUUUUUUUGUUUCUCAUUUAACUAGUGUCACUUGGGUUUUUUGUCUUCGGUCAAGUGUUUCUUGUUAUAUGUGACUAUUAUUUAAAAAACCAUAUUAUUUCAUGACUAUUAUUUACUUCUAUUAAUAUAUGCUAAGUAACUCCAUCCUAUCAAGUCACUAUUAUUUUUCUUUCCCUUUCUAUGAUUUAUAUGCUGAUUUAUUUAAUUAAAAAUAUUUGAUAGUAAAGUGGGACCGAGUUAAUGUCUUGUCAUGUAAGGGGAGAAACGCAUCACUUCCUAAUGACAAUCUAUAGAAUGCCAAUGUACUCUUUUAUUUCUAUAAUAACAAGAUCUCAUUUUUUGCGAGAUUAUAAUAGAAAAACCAUGUGACUUAGGCAUUGACUUUGGAUCCCAAAUAGGGUUCUUUUUAGAUAAAAAUAUAAAUUUACUUUUGAAGUAGAAAAUUAAUAAUUUCUAGAAAACUAUCACCUUUUGACAAUCAACUUAUGGUUUUUGUUUCACAAACUAGAAAGAUUAUUCAUCAGUAUGUUUCGUGCUUGUACUUCUUCUGUGUGUUUAAUGCAACAUAUUCAUAUUCAAUUGUCCAAUUCUAUAUCAGUAAUUUCACUUGUUUUAAUGUGACAUGUCUGUUAGUGUCAAGUUCUAUCUUAAUCCUUAGUCAAUUUUUUGCCUCCUUAACUUUUGGAUUGGUGCGUUUCUUCUCAGGGUAUAAAUAACUUUUCGAAGACAGCUAGAGAUCUCUUCACAGAAAUUCACAAGAUUGAUAGCAAUUACUAUCCCGAGGUAAUUUUUUAAUUAAUUAUAUAAUAUUUUAUCUUCUAUAAUUUUCUUACCAUUGUUGAUGUCAUAACAAAGUAGCUACCUAUGAAAGUGCAAGAGGAAAAGCUAGGUCCACUAAAAGUAGGUUUUUUUUUUAUUACAUAAUAGUUUUUCUAUAGAAUGUAGAUAAAAAAAUUAUUAAGAUUUCAUUUUGGUAUAAUUUUUAUUUUGAUAGAAAUCUUAUCCCAUACCUUUGUGUUGCUCAUCUCCCCACAAAGUUGUGUAAAAACAAUUUUUAUCAUGAUCUAGUUGUUAGGAGCAGUCUUGCAUUCAACUUCUGCUUAAAUUGUUUAAAUGAGUCUUUUGUUAGUGUGAAAUUUGAAACUGGUCACAUUAGUGGUGAUUUCAUUCACUAAUAUGCUGCAUCUGUUUAUUUUUCUCUUAUGUUGAACAAUCUCCCAUAUCCUUGAUCAUUGUGGUCAAUUAUAUAUUUUCUUUUUGUAUUAUGAAAGCAUAUGAUUUAAUUCCUUCACAUAAUCUCAAACUUCACCUUUUAUGGAUGAUCAUUUUUAAAUAUAUUUUUCAACAAAAUAUCAUUGAACCAAUUUCUCUCUCUCUCUAUCUCUCUCUCUCUCUCUCUCUUGAUGGUUACAGACCUUACAUCAACUAUUUGUCGUGAAUGCUGGGUCUGGAUUUAGGGUCUUGUGGAAAGUUCUAAAUCCAUUCCUAGAUACUCGAACGUUCUCAAAAAUCCAAGUAAUUCUCUUCUCAACCUCUAUUUGUUUCAAUAAUCAGGAGAGGGAGCUAGCGUAGUCUUGUUCGCUCCCUUUGAGAGCCCCCUCAACUUCAUAUUAAUGUGUAGACUUUUGUAGAUCCUUGGAAGCCAAUUCAAAAAUAAGUUGCUUGAAUCUGUGGAUCGAAGGUAAACUCUUGUGCUUAUACCCAUCAAAUCUCCAAUAGAUGAGAGAACUUAUCUCUUUGAGCAGCAACUUGCCAGAUUUCCUUGGUGGAGAUUGCACUUGUGCUGAGCAUGGAGGGUGCCUAAAGGAAGACAUUGGACCAUGGAAUAAUCUAGAAGUCCACCAUGCUUUGAAGGUGAGAACCAUGAAUACUCCCUAACUCUUUCUAUCAAUCUUAUUGGUUUGAGAAUUUAUGCAUCUUAUUAGAUGAUGUUGUUGAUAUCCAUCAAUCUUUGCUAAUAUUUUUUAGGAUUAUCAGGAGAAAAGAUGGCAAGGGCAGAACAGGGAGGGCCCACAUGAUGAUUUGGCCCAGAAAGAACCUCUGGCACCUCAGGUUCUUCACACUACUUACCUCGUUUCCAUUUCUACAUCUCCAUUUGAUCUGGCCACAACCUAUUUUGUUCUUCACUUGAAUUUUUUUAAUUGUUGAUUAAUCUUUAAAAUAUUCUUUCAAUCUUUGUUGUAAAGAAAAAAUUAAAACCUUAACACAAUGUACAUUUCACACACAUGCCAAUACUCUCUUCCACCCUCCCUCUCCCUCUCUCUCUCUAUGUGCAUAUGAAGAGAGAGAGAGAGAGAGAGGACCAACAUAUGCAUUCUUAAUUGAAAAUUAUCUUGUGCUCAUCUUCUCAUAAUCAUCUUAACUUGGCAAUAAGUUUCCAUAUGUUUAUGCAGGAUUUCAGCCAAACAAAGCCAUUAGAAGGACAAGUUGAUUAUGACAACAUGGCUCAACAGAUUUCAGCAUUAGAAAUUGAGCUGCAUGAAAUUGAGAUGGUGUGUAGUGGUAAAAACACGUAUCACUGAUUUAUUCAUGUAUACAAUGAGUUUUUGAAGUAGCUGGGUCCCCACCGCUUCUCCCCCACAGAUCUUACGGUCCCUCCUAUCAAGGCAUGGCAAGCUUGUGGAUGGCAUAAACCAGUUGAAAGGGAUGACUAAAUCUGUGAGUGCAUCUGUUCCCUCUAGACACCUAGUACGAUUGUUGAAUCAGCCAUAA
This is a messenger RNA of Spirodela intermedia, 9323 nucleotides long. The record is from the annotation of a GenBank genome assembly. Lineage: Eukaryota; Viridiplantae; Streptophyta; Magnoliopsida; Alismatales; Araceae.